AUGGGAUCGUUUGUUACAGUUAGAGGCAAGGCCAUUUCUUUAGAGUCGCAAGCGGACACGCUACUAUCUCGGUACUCAUCAUAUGCACAAACUACAAGCAGUGAAGCAGAUAGUAAUGAGAAGAACCUUGAUGAGAGGAUAGAGAGAUUGCUAACUGAGAGGAAGGGUGUGGUAGACCAAUUACAAGGGAUUUGUGAUGAUUCCGUGAAUAUUAGUUCAUCCAAGCUAUCACAGUUGCAACGACACAGGGAGAUACUGCAACAACACUGGCAGACGUUUUACGAGAUUAGGUCCUCUAUUCAGCAGGAACGGAGUAGGAUUAACCUGCUUUGCAGCGUUAAACGGACCAUAAAGGAGAAUAGGAAGGACCAGAGCGAGUUGCAGACGGACGAGGAUAGUUACAUUGCCAACGAGUCUAGACGCAUUGAAGAGUCGCACAGCGUGGUUGACAGACUCAUAUCACAAGCGUUUGAGACUAGAGACCACUUUGUUUCACAGCGUGUCACAUUACAACGGGCUAACGACCGGGUAUAUCAGACGUUGCAACGGAUUCCUGGUAUCAAACACGUCAUUGCAAACAUAAAUACAAGAAGGAGAAAGAACGCAUUGAUAUUGUCUAGUCUCAUCACGGCAUGCAUUUUAUUUUUGUUCUUUACCUGGUAA
Eremothecium cymbalariae DBVPG#7215 is the source of this 663-nucleotide messenger RNA. RefSeq names its product Gos1p (gene GOS1). The record is from RefSeq and is a predicted model, not a curated record. Gene Ontology annotation, biological process: vesicle fusion; endoplasmic reticulum to Golgi vesicle-mediated transport. The coding region runs from base 1 to 663 and encodes 220 amino acids. NCBI's taxonomy places the organism in Eukaryota, Fungi, Ascomycota, Saccharomycetes, Saccharomycetales, Saccharomycetaceae. The transcript has a single exon. Gene Ontology annotation, molecular function: SNAP receptor activity. Gene Ontology annotation, cellular component: SNARE complex; Golgi membrane; cis-Golgi network.